UCUGCCUCAUGUUUGGCUGUGGGUCUCCGCAUCUGCUUCCAUCAGUUGCCGGAUGAAGCCUCUCCCAAUUACUCUGCAAUUCAAGCCUCUAUUUAAGAAAUGCCUGCUUUUGUGCCCCAAGCUCACAAGUAAUUUUAUGUAUAAAACAGAACCUGAAGGUGGAGCCAGCCAGGUUGUCUCAGCCAUUUGUCCUCAGUGAAACAGGUCUGUGGGCUUGUGCCUCCAUGGCUCAUUCAGAGCUUGAACCCAAGUAAAAGUGCUGUGGAGAAAAUGGUAAUGACUCUUUGGGAUAGCUGUUGCAACAUGACCCGAGACAGAGAACCUGUUCUGGGAAGUUUUCAUUUUCUUUGCAUCCUGGCCUUCAUAGUCAGAAGCAUGAUCCAGUUCUCUGAGGCACUUGAGUUCGUGGUAGACUAUUCAAACAGGAACCUUACUCAUGUCCCCAAAGACCUGCCACCAAGAACAAAAGCCUUAAAUCUGUCUCAAAACUUUAUACUUGAGCUUCAGGUGUCUGAUGUCAGCUUUCUGCCAGAGCUGAGGGCUCUGAGACUCUCCCAUAACAGAAUCCAGAGACUUGAUUUUGGUGUGUUCAAGUUCAACCCAGAUUUAGAGUACCUGGAUGUCUCCCACAACCAGUUGCGGAACAUCUCUUGCUGUCCUGUGCUGAGCUUGAAGCAUUUAGACCUCUCAUCUAAUGCCUUUGACGUGCUGCCUGUGUAUAAAGAGUUUGGCAACUUGACGAAGCUGAGUUUCUUGGGAUUAAGUGCCACAAAGUUCCGACACCUGGAUCUGCUGCCAAUUGCUCACUUGCACCUAAACUACGUUCUUCUGGACUUAGUGGGCUAUCAUGUAAAAGAUGGCGAGAGAGAAAGUCUUCAGGUUCUGAACACCAGUGCUCUCCACUUGGUCUUUCAUCCAAAUAGCUUGUUCUCUGUGGAAGUGAACAUAUCUGUGAAUGCCUUAGGAUGUUUACAACUGAGCAAUAUUAAAUUGAAUGAUGGAAACUGUCAAACGUUAAUUACAUUUUUAUUAGAACUCACCAGAGGUCCAACCUUAUUAAAUCUGACUCUCCACCACAUGGAAACAACCUGGAAAUGUUUGGUUCAACUUUUCCAAUUCCUUUGGCCCCGACCGGUGGAGUACCUCAACAUUUACAACUUAACGAUAGUUGAAAGAAUCAAUAAUGAAAUUUUUGUUUACUCAGAGACUGUACUGAAGGCAUUGACUAUCGAGCAUGUGACAACCCAGGUGUUCAUCUUUUCAAAGGACGCAUUGUACUCUUUGUUUGCUAAGAUGAACAUCGAGAUGCUGACCAUCUCAGACACACCGUUCAUCCACAUGCUCUGCCCUCCAUUCCCAAGCACAUUUGUGUUUCUGAACUUCAGCCAGAAUGUUUUCACUGACAGUGUUUUUCAAGGCUGUUCCACCUUAAAGAGAUUGGAGACACUUAUCUUACAAAAGAACGGCUUGAAGAACCUUUUCAAGGUAGGUCUCAUGACUAAGAAUAUGUCCUCUCUAGAAACUCUGGACGUUAGUCUGAAUUCCUUGGACUCUCGUGCACAUGAAGGAACAUGCACUUGGGCUGAGAGCAUAUUGGUGCUAAAUUUGUCUUCGAAUGUACUUACUGAUUCUGUCUUCAGAUGCUUGCCUCCGAAGGUCAAGGACCUUGACCUUCAUAACAACAGAAUAAUGAACAUCCCUCAAAAAAUUAUUAAACUAGAAGCUUUGCAGGAACUCAACGUUGCAUCCAAUUCUUUAAUGGACCUUCCUGGAUGCGGGGCCUUCAGCAGCCUCUCUGUGCUGGUCAUUGAGCAUAAUUUAGUUUCCCAACCUUCAUCAGAUUUCUUCCAGAGCUGUCAGAAUAUUAGGUCCAUAACAGCAGGGAACAACCCAUUCCAAUGUACAUGUGAGCUGAGAGAAUUUGUCAAAAACAUAGGCCAAGUGUCAGGAGAAGUGGUAGAGGGCUGGCCUGAUUUGUACACGUGUGACUCCCCAGCAAGCGCUAGGGGGACCCCACUGCAGGACUUCCACAUGUCUCCAUUGUCCUGCAAUACUGUUCUGCUGAUUGUCACCAUCGGGGUCACUUUGCUGGUGUUGGCUGCCAUCGUGGCUUUCCUCUGCCUCUGCUUUGAUCUGCCCUGGUAUCUGAGGAUGGUGUUUCAGUGGACACAGACCCGGCACAGGGCCAGGAACACCCCUGUAGAGGAACUCCAGAGGGAUUUCCAGUUUCACGCUUUUGUCUCAUACAGUGAGCAUGAUUCUGCCUGGGUGAAGAAUGAAUUACUCCCAAACCUAGAGAAAGAUGGCAUACAGGUUUGCCUCCAUGAGAGAAACUUUGUCCCUGGCAAGAGCAUUGUGGAGAAUAUCAUCCAUUUCAUCGAGAAGAGUUACAAGUCCAUUUUCGUGUUGUCUCCUCACUUCAUCCAGAGUGAGUGGUGCCAUUAUGAACUCUACUUUGCACACCACAAUCUCUUCCAUGAAGGGUCUGACAACUUAAUCCUGAUCUUGCUGGAGCCCAUCAUCCAGGACAACAUUCCCAGCAGGUACCACAAGCUGCGGGCUCUCAUGGCACAGCGCACUUACUUGGAGUGGCCUACAGAGAAGAGCAAACAUGGGCUCUUUUGGGCCAACCUUAGAGCUUCUUUUAUUCCAAAGUUAAUGUUAGUCAACGAAAAAGAUGCAAAGACGUGAAGCUUGGAGUUCCCACUUAAUAAUCUGUCAACUUGGACUCUGAUGAGCACUGUGGUUUUAAGUCCAUAUCUGGAGGUACUUCUUAUAUGGUAUCCUAGUUUGGUUUCUGUGACCGUGAUAAACAACGUGACCAAAAGCGUCCUGAGGAAGAAAGGACUCUUUUGGUUUAUGGUUGUGGUCUCCCAUGAAGGGAAGUCGGGGCAGGAACUCAGAGCAGGAAUCUGGAGACAGGAACUGAAGCAGAGACUGUGGAAGAAUGCUGCUUUCAACCUUGCUCUCCACACCUUGUUCACUGUGCUUUCUUAUAGCACUGAGGAGCACCUGCUCAGGGGUGGCACCACCCACAGUGGGCUGCACCCUCCCACAUCAAUAUUAAUCAAGAAAGGGCCCCCCAAGCUUGCCUGCAGCCUGAGAUAUCUUCUCAAUUGUUCUUUCUUCCCAAAUGUGACCCUAGCUUGUGACAAGUGUACAAAACAGAACAAAAACUAACACCUAUGGUUUGGAGAUAAAAUGUCCCCAAAGGCUUCUGCUUGGAGGCCUUGGGGGAAAAUCUAAUAGUGCUAUUUGUAAGUAGUUUAUGAUUAAGUACUAACUUAAUCAAUGGACUUACCCACUGCUGAGUUCCCACAGGAAUGGAUAAUUAGGAUUGAAGCCAUUAGGAAGUGGGUCAUUAGGUUCAUGCCUUUGAAGGUUAUGUUUUCUUCAAGACUCAUUUUUCUUACUGUUCUUUAGUCAGUGUCUGAGCAUAUGUAGUUCAGAUAGUCCCUGAGCUCAGAGUGACCCUUCUGCCUCAGCCUCCCAAGUGCUGGCAUGACAGGGAUGAACCACCACAAUUAGCUUUCAAGUGUGCUCUCUCUCUCCCCCACCCCCUUCUCUCUGCUUCCUCAUCACCAGAAGGUGAACCACCCCUCCAUCACGAGCCCCCACUGCUAUGAUACUCUGCAUGCCCACAGGUCCUCAAGCCUCAGGUGAACCUGGAGGGAAGCCAUGAGCACUUUCUCCUUUGUUUAUGCAAGAUCUUCAGUCACAGUGGCACAAAGCUGACAGACCUGGCUUCUGUCUCCUUCACUUCUUUGACAGAGAGCAGAUGAAAGCAUUGAUGCUGCUGAGCUAUGGGAUGAAGCUGAGGGAUGGGUGUAGCGCUCAUUUUGUUAGUCAGAGGAAGCUCAGUUUCAUUUGGCUUAGCUGUCUGCUCUCAUAUUGACACAACCCUUUUUUUUUUGGUUUUUCAAGACAGGGUUUCUCUGAGUAGC
This is a messenger RNA of Onychomys torridus (southern grasshopper mouse), 3944 nucleotides long. RefSeq names its product toll like receptor 6 (gene Tlr6). The transcript has 2 exons. The record is from RefSeq and is a predicted model, not a curated record. Gene Ontology annotation, biological process: cellular response to diacyl bacterial lipopeptide; immune response; inflammatory response. Lineage: Eukaryota; Metazoa; Chordata; Mammalia; Rodentia; Cricetidae. The coding region runs from base 271 to 2691 and encodes 806 amino acids. Gene Ontology annotation, cellular component: membrane; Toll-like receptor 2-Toll-like receptor 6 protein complex. Gene Ontology annotation, molecular function: transmembrane signaling receptor activity; Toll-like receptor 2 binding; lipopeptide binding.